AUGGCUGAAGUAAACCAGAAAAAGGACCAGCUUCGACGACUCGAUGAAGAAUUGUUUUAUUUACGCCAUGCCAACACAGACUUGGCUGAUAAGGAACGUCUUUCUAAAGAACGUAUGAUCAUGCGUCAAAAAGACCAAAAACAACUUCUCGACAACUACAAUGAACACGUUCGUUCUCGAAGAGCCACUAAUGACGAUGUCCGUACCAUCCAUAAAAAACUAAAAGAUCUCAAGGCCAUGAUUAAAGUACUCAGUGUUGAAUUAGCCAAACAAGCAGAGCCUGUGCUGGCUACCAAGGCCAUUAGUUCAUUCUGGGUUAAUUUACAUGAAGCCAUUUUGAGAUUGGGCGAUCCUUUGCCUCAUAAGCGGAUUGAAAUGUUGACUGAAAAGUUUUUGAUGGACGUCCUUGUUCAGAACAUGAACUACAAUUCUUUUACAGGUCUUCGUAUUUCUCAACCUUACACACAGUUGCAAAUGUGGUUUGAGCGUUAUGAUGCUCAUUUUUGUACACGUCUUAGACAAGAGAUAGCCAAGGUGGUCGUGUCUGGCAAUGUGCCUGGAUCUGAUAUCCAGCAAGAGAUCCAGAAAUUAAAUAAGCGCAUGUACACAUCGUUGUAUACCUCGCUCUUGAAAGCGUUUCCAUUUAUUGAGACGCAUGAUCAGGCAGAAAAAGAUUCAUCAAAACAAUACGCUGUGAUGUUACGGUCCAUGGUAGAGCAUGCUUCACAUAUUGGCUAUGCUAUGCGAGGACAAGAAGUAGAGAUUGCUGCUGCUGCUGUAGGUGAAGGCACAGAACCCUUGGACCCCAAAACCAUGGUGGACGAAGAUGGUCAAACAUCAGGCACCAUUCAGUUCUGUGUCUGUCCUCCUUUUAUCAUGUACGGUGCCCGUGUUGAAAUAUUGGAAAAGGCUCGGGUUUUAUGUUCAAAAUAA
This is a messenger RNA of Gilbertella persicaria, 933 nucleotides long. RefSeq lists its product as uncharacterized. The transcript has a single exon. Lineage: Eukaryota; Fungi; Mucoromycota; Mucoromycetes; Mucorales; Choanephoraceae. Bases 1 to 933 code for a protein of 310 amino acids. The record is from RefSeq and is a predicted model, not a curated record.